Messenger RNA from Misgurnus anguillicaudatus (oriental weatherfish), 1453 nucleotides. It is a transcript of the gene ggps1, whose product is annotated as geranylgeranyl diphosphate synthase 1. The record is from RefSeq and is a predicted model, not a curated record. Gene Ontology annotation, molecular function: prenyltransferase activity. Lineage: Eukaryota; Metazoa; Chordata; Actinopteri; Cypriniformes; Cobitidae. Gene Ontology annotation, biological process: isoprenoid biosynthetic process.
ACAGUAUGGCGUAUUUAAGCGCGAGCAGCAGGGCUGAGCGAGCUUCCUGUCAAACACAGCCAUGAUACAGCAGUGUCCUUAGUCGUGUCUAAAAAUCUAGUCAGCUUUCAUAAAAUGAGGCAUUACCUUCAUACAAAUGUCGUAGCGUAAUUUUGUUCACGUUUUGAAUAAUUUCUGAAUCGAGGUGGAGUUACAUUUUCGCCUUUCGCUAACUGGCUAAUGUUAGCAAGCUGGCUGUCAGUGAAGAAAAACUGAACGCGGAAGAAGUGACGUCUUGGAUUCGAAAGCGGAAGUUCUGGAGUCCACAUUUCUGAUCUGAAAGCAGGUUUGUUUGUUUGUGGAAAGAGGAAUGGAUGGAGACGAAAGAGCAACUUCUGAAAGGAUUCUUCUGGAGCCGUACAAGUACUUGUUACAACUGCCAGGAAAACAAGUCCGAAAGAAACUCUCUCAAGCAUUCAAUCAUUGGCUCAAUGUCCCAGAGGAUAAACUUCAGGUUAUCAUUGAGGUGACUGAAAUGCUUCACAAUGCCAGUCUGCUGAUAGAUGACAUUGAAGAUAGCUCCAAACUGCGACGUGGUUUCCCGGUCGCUCACAGCAUCUACGGCAUCCCGUCCGUCAUCAACUCGGCCAACUACGUCUACUUCUUGGGUCUGGAGAAGGUACUGAUGUUAGAUCACCCGGAGGCAGUGCACGUCUUCACCCGUCAGCUACUAGAGCUGCACCGCGGCCAAGGCCUUGACAUCCACUGGCGUGACACGUACACCUGUCCCAGCGAGUCCGAGUACCGUGCCAUGGUGCUGCAGAAAACCGGUGGCUUGUUCGGUCUCGCCGUGGGACUCAUGCAGCUCUUCUCCGAUUGGAAACGAGAUCUCAAACCUCUUUUGGACACUCUGGGUCUUUUCUUUCAGAUACGCGACGACUACGCCAACCUGAACUCGCAAGAGUACAGCGCCAACAAGAGCUUCUGCGAAGACCUGACGGAGGGAAAGUUCUCCUUUCCUACCAUACACGCCAUCUGCUCGCAUCCAGAGAGCACGCAGGUGCAGAACAUUUUGCGUCAGCGUACCGAAAAUAUGGAUAUCAAACGUUACUGCGUCGACUAUCUGGAGAAAGUGGGAUCGUUCGCGUACACCCGGCAGACCCUUAAGGAUCUGGAAGCUGAAGCGUACCGGCUGAUCGUGGACCUGGGAGGAAAUCCAGAACUUGAGGGCUUGGUGAAGCAUCUGAGUCGCAUGUACAAAGAGCCUGAAGUCAAAAGUUCAGUCGGACAAUCUGAAGAUCCUGGAAGUGGAAGUUCAGACAGCCAAGCAAAUCUAUGACCCCGUGUCAGUCGUGUGCGCACCUAUAGAUUCCUGAAACCUUGAACUUUUUGUAUGAGUUAGUGGUUAUUUUUUGACCUGCAUUAUUUGGCCUGAAGGCAGUUUGCUUUCUGACAAUACACUAUAAAAAAAUCA